Molecule: messenger RNA, 2933 nt
Organism: Lagopus muta (rock ptarmigan)
Lineage: Eukaryota; Metazoa; Chordata; Aves; Galliformes; Phasianidae
Gene: SHISAL2A
Product: shisa like 2A
Exons: 4
Coding region: 707-1129 (140 amino acids)
Source: RefSeq, a predicted model, not a curated record
UUUACCUAGCUUCAGUCCUACCUCCUAUCUAGUAUACUAGUGAGCCUCUUAGAUGAACCUUAGGCAUGUAUUAUAAGUAACUUGUGUUGUGUACCAUUUACUUAAUGGGUCCUAGAUUUAGUAUCUUACCUUGUCUAGGCCUUCUCAUGGUAACUGUUGUUGUUAGCAGCCUCACCCUGUUUAGGUGUUGUAGGAGUGUACCUUGGCUGAUGAAGACCUAGCAUCUCUUUAAGCUGCGGAAGACUCCAUUUGCCUGUGGUUCAUUUCAAGGGAAUGCUGGCUGCCUGGGCACUGCUUCUUAAAAAAUAGAUAACAAAAAAGUGGUAUAAAACCACUGAAAGGAAGACCUCUGUGAGGCUGGCCUCUGAGAGAAACUAAGGAUGUUACCCUCAUCAAACUAAGGGACUCUGAGCUUACAGACGUAUGGAGCUCCCUGAACGCCCUCCUCGAUUUGGGACCGAGUGCUGAGGGAGAACCGAGCCGUUCCGAGAGAUGCUGUCCUUCAGGCCGUCUCUGUCUGGGAGGAACGGACGGCACCGGGCUCUUCGCUUCAGGACGCGUUUCCCGCCUUGCAGCGGUACCUGAGGAGCGCUGAGGGGCCGCCGCCCGCCCCACCCUCCGCCUGAGCUCCUCCCGCCGCAUCCCCACCUCCCUCCCUCCCGUGUGCCGCCGGAGCCCAGGCGGCGGGCAGCCCCGCCACAGCGCGAUGAGCUCCGAGUGCAGCAGCUACCUCAACGCAGACAGGGUGCUGGUGAGCGGCUUCAGCUGCCCGCGGGUGGGAGGCGAUGCCCGCGCCGUGUACUGCUGCGGCUUCCAGGACGUCAAGUACUGCUGCGAUGACCCCCACAGCUUCUUCCCCUACGAGCACAGCUACAUGUGGUGGCUCAGCAUUGGAGCGCUUGUGGGCCUGUCAAUAGCAGCGGUGGUCCUGUUUGCUUUUAUCAUCACUGUGUGUGUUCUCUGUUAUUUGUUCAUCAGCACAAAGCCACACAGCAAACUGGAUACUGGCUUAAGCCUACAGAUGGCAGAUAUGGAACUGCAUCCUUCACAUAGUGGCUACCAAAACAAGCUGUUGACAGAACCACGUGGCUUCAAGAGAUAUUUCCUCAGACACAAGGAUAGUCUGUGACCCACAAGAACCUCACCAACUUUUCCAGAGUUUUUUUCCUGACUGCUGUAAUUGCAGCUGAUUACAAGACGUCAACCUGAGCUGUGUCAGGAUAUGCAUUUCUGUAUGAUUACUGUACUGGGAAGUAUAUUUUAAUUUGCAUCAGCUACUGCUGCUAAUUACUUUCAUGCAAAUUGUUGUCCUAUGCUGUGCAAUUUCAGUGAUAUAACAGUUGUCAGGCAGAGCAUAAUUUGGUACAUCCUGUUGACCAAGCUUUGUUUGAGAUUUUCUUUGUGUGCCAUCUUAAUGUGAUGUCUUUGCAUUAUUAGUAUGAUCUUUAAUCAAGUGUGGUGAUUAGGUUCACAAACAUGUGAAUGCAGUUCCUCAAUAAAAUCUGGCAUUCACCUGUGUUGUUUUUCUUAAUUCAUCACUUUCCCCAGCUUAGUUUCCUCAAAGUUAUCAUAGAUCUUAAAAUUAUUGUGAUGAGGAAAUUCCUUAACAAAAUGAAGUUCAUAAAAGAAAGUCUGUCAAAGAUCAGAAGGGGAAAAAAAAAAUUGAUUUUUGCCAGUUUUGCUGUCUGGUUUUCUUUGAGGAUUCCAACCUUGAAAUUCACAUAAAUAUAUCCUUAAUUUUAAAUCAGCAGUCAAAUCCUUUUAAAACAAAAGAAAUGAUAGAAAUUGCUUGAAUUUCAUACAAGCUUGAACUGUAGGUCUUGUGAUUUUUAAGUUAUAAAGUAGUAAGACUUUGAACAUUGCAGACGUGAUAAAAGUCCUUAGUGACCUCAAGAGUGUUGUCUACAGAUAACUGGUUCAUAUGACUGUACUUGUCUAUAUAGUGCAUGUGCACAACAUCUCUGUAGAGAAAGAACCUAUCCAUGCAGCUCCUAGGCCAUAAGUCUCUCUCCAAUAUACUGAAAUUUACAUUUUAGUUACCUUAUAGUUUUGCCACUUCUUUAUAGCCUUCUCCUGUAUUCCUAUGCUUUUUUCCAAUAUGCAUCUUUUACGAAAAACUGUUGAAGAGCCUUGCUUUAUAUACAGAAGAGUACAUUUUGAUGGCAAGAGCAACACAAAGUUGAAAUUUAUUAGUGGAAACAAUGUAAGCACAAAUAACUGCAUAAAAAUACCAUUUUUUACAGCUGAUGUUUCAGGAUUCUCUAGCUGAAGAGACAUAAGUUGUAGGAAACAACAGCUUCAUUUUUAUAAAAAAGAAGCUGGUGUGAAUGGAAGGGCCAUGGGAUUGUUUUUGACAUUAUCAUGUUCUAUCAACUCUGAGCUGUUACUGAGCCAGUCCAAGCAGCAUCGCCUUGAGGACUUUGUGGGAGAAAACGGGCUAAAGGAGGCUUGGGAUCUGUUGGCUGUGGAUGAAUGUCUGCACAGAGGUAUGGAGGUAUUAAUGGGCCAGGAAUACACACAAAAAGAGUGACCUCAAAGGACCUGGUGAAAGGGAAGUUCCUGCAUUACUCCCCAGCAAUGAGAAUGUCUUGUUUGUUUCUUCUUUCAAUUCCUCUUUUUCAACCCACUCAGUUUGAGCAGGCCCUAGUCUGGCUAAAUCUGGUACAAAUGGUUUUGAUGGUUGGAAUUGGCCUCCUCAGCUCUGAGUACGGUAAAAUCUCUAUCAGUUCCAAAAGGGUGUUCAGAAGUCAGCUUGCCCCCAGGAAUAGAGAGGAAGGGGCAGGGGAGAGCAGGAAGAUUAUUUAUGUUGUCAGUUCUCAUGUUUUAUAUGAUAGUCUGGAUUCCAGAGAUGGCACCUUAAGAUGACUUGGCCUGUUGCUGUUAUGCAUCUCUGCAUUCCCCCUCCGCUUUCAUGUGGCGUGUAGUGGAUACCU